Anolis carolinensis (green anole) is the source of this 3818-nucleotide messenger RNA. It is a transcript of the gene rnf40, whose product is annotated as ring finger protein 40. Gene Ontology annotation, molecular function: ubiquitin protein ligase activity; metal ion binding. The transcript has 20 exons. Bases 226 to 3315 code for a protein of 1029 amino acids. Gene Ontology annotation, cellular component: HULC complex; nucleus. The record is from RefSeq and is a predicted model, not a curated record. NCBI's taxonomy places the organism in Eukaryota, Metazoa, Chordata, Lepidosauria, Squamata, Anolidae.
CUGCUCGCGCAUGCGCCACCCGAAGAGGAAGGAAAGAUUCGCUUGGGUCUGGAGCGGAGGCCGAGAGAUGGCUCCUAGGGCGCAUGCGCAGUGGCUGCGGCGGGGCUUCUAGUCCGAAGCGUCGUAUGGAGGGGAAGGCAGAGAAGCGGCGAUGGCGGGCUGAAGAACUGAUUCCUUGGCUGAUUGGCUGAUUUCUCUGCUUCUGACUCCGUGGCUCAAGUCACCAUGUCGGGGGCAACAAGUAAGCGUGCAGCUGGAGAUGGGGGCUCAGGGCCCCCUGAGAAGAAGGCCAACAGGGAGGAGAAGACCACCACAACCUUGAUUGAACCCAUCCGGUUAGGAGGCAUCUCUUCUACGGAGGAGAUGGACCUGAAGGUGCUUCAGUUCAAGAACAAGAAGUUGGCUGAGCGCUUGGAGCAACGGCAGGCCUUUGAGGACGAACUACGCGAGCGCAUAGAGAAGCUGGAGAAGAGGCAGGCUACUGAUGAUGCCACUCUCUUGAUUGUCAACCGAUACUGGAAGCAGCUCGAUGAGACAGUGCAAGUGCUCCUGAGACGUUAUGAUGGAAGUUGUGAACAGACCCAAGAAGAACCCAAGUUGGAAAUUGUAGGAGGGGAGCUGGAUCCCUCAGGCCUGGGACAAGAGGGAUCAGAGAGAAGGGAGGCAGUCCUGUCCCCCAUCACUCCUCCUGCCCCUUGGAAAGGAGGGGACCUUGUGCUGAAUGAGCCAGCCCUUUCCUUCCUGGCAGCCUUGGCCAGCAGCAGCAGUGAAGAGAUCGAGCUGGAGCUUCAAGAGCGCAUGGAGUUCUCCAAAGCAGCUGUUUCACGUAUUGUGGAAGUCUCUGACAAGAUCCACCGGGGCACUGAAGAACUCUGCCAGAAAAUCCAUUCUCGUGAGUUUGACCAGCUAGAAGAAGCAGUGAAGGCUCUCAACAAGGACCUGACGAGAGAGAACCGGCAUCUGCAGGAUCUGACCACUCAGCUGCAGGAGAAGCACCAUAAGAUCUCCCUGGAGUACACAGAGUUGCAGGACAAGGUGACUUCAUCAGAAACCAAAGUGUUGGAGAUGGAAACAACAAUUGAGGACUUGCAGUGGGACAUAGAGAAGCUGCGCAAGAGGGAACAGAAGCUGAACAAGCACCUGGCUGAGGCACUGGAGCAGCUAAAUUCUGGUUAUUACGCAUCUGGCAGUUCUGGCGGGUUCCAGGGUGGGCAGAUCACACUCAGUAUGCAGAAGUUUGAAAUGUUGAAUGCAGAGCUAGAAGAGAACCAAGAACUGGCCAAUAGUCGAAUGGCAGAGUUGGAGAAGCUGCAGCACGAAAUGCAGCAAGCUGUUAGGACCAAUGAAAAGCUCAAGGUGGCGCUCCGAAGUUUGCCCGAGGAGGCAGUGAAAGAGACGCUGGAGUACAAGGUGCUGCAGUCUCAGUUCUCGCUGCUGUACAAUGAGAGCCUGCAAGUGAAAACACAGCUGGAUGAGGCUCGGGCCCUUCUGCUCACCACCAAGAACAGCCACCUACGUCACAUUGAGCAUAUGGAGAGUGAUGAGCUGAACCUUCAGAAGAAGCUGCGGACAGAGGUGAUCCAGCUAGAAGACACACUGGCUCAGGUGCGCAAAGAGUAUGAAAUGCUGCGCAUUGAGUUUGAGCAGAACCUGGCCGCCAAUGAACAAGCAGGUCCCAUCAAUAGAGAGAUGCGUCACCUGAUCAGCAGCCUCCAGAACCACAACCACCAGCUGAAGGGUGAUGUGCAGCGCUACAAGCGUAAGCUCCGGGAAGUGCAGGCAGAGAUCAACAAGGUUCGGAUGCAGCAGAGUGGGUUUUCUUCUAGUUCAGCACCUCCGCCCCCCACAGCAGGAAAUGAAGACCCUGGAGGGAUGCACGGACCCCCAGGGGGAGCCACAAUAAAAGAGGAAGAGGGGGCAGCCCAUCCUGAAGUGAAGAAGGAGCCCAAGGAGAUUCAAAUCAAGAAGGAGCCCAAAGAAGAGCCAGUCACUCAGCCACUUGGGAGCCAUGAGGGGGUGAAAAAGGAGGAAGAGGAGCCCCCUGCCUCCCAACCACCCGCCCCACAGCUGCCCCCGCCUCCCCGAAUCAAGGAGCCUGAGAGGUCCAAGGGACGGGGUAGCGACCGAAGCGUGGAUCGUGAGAGGUCCCGGGAUCGAGACAAAGAAGCCUCUUCAUCAUCGUCAUCUUCCUCCUCCUCAUCCUCACGGGACCGGGAGAAACAGAAGGGUAGUGAGGAUGCCAAAAAGAAGGAUUCAGAUUUGCUGAAACAGCUGCGGACUGAACUCAAAAAGGCACAGGAGAGUCAGAAAGAGAUGAAGCUCCUCCUGGAUAUGUACAAGUCUGCCCCCAAAGAGCAGCGGGACAAGGUCCAGCUCAUGGCAGCAGAAAAGAAGACAAAGGCCGAGGUGGAGGAGCUGCGGGUGAGGAUCCGUGAGCUGGAGGAGAAGGAAAAAAAGGAGAGCAAGAAAAUGGCUGACGAAGAUGCUCUGCGAAAGAUCAAGUUGGCUGAGGAGCAAAUUGAGCACUUGCAGAAAAAGUUGGCUGCAACCAAGCAGGAGGAAGAGGCGCUCUUGUCCGAAAUGGACGUCACAGGCCAGGCUUUUGAGGAUAUGCAAGAGCAAAACAUGAGGCUGAACCAGCAGCUGCGUGAAAAGGAUGAUGCCAACUUCAAGCUAAUGUCGGAGCGCAUCAAGUCCAAUCAGAUCCACAAGCUGCUGCGUGAAGAGAAAGAUGAGCUAGCUGAACAGGUGCUGGCCCUCAAAUCUCAGGUUGACACCCAGCUGCUGGUGGUGCAGAAGCUGGAGGAGAAGGAGCGUGUUCUGCAGGGGAACCUGGCCACAGUCGAGAAGGAGCUCACCCUGCGCAGCCAGGCCCUGGAGCUCAACAAGAGGAAGGCAGUGGAAGCUGCCCAGUUGGCAGAAGACCUGAAGGUGCAGCUGGAGCAUGUGCAGUGCAAACUGAAGGAAAUCCAGACCUGUAUGGCUGAGAAUCGGGCUGCCAAGGAGAAGGAGUCCUUCAACCUCAAAAGAGCUCAGGAGGACAUCUCUCGCUUGAGGCGCAAACUGGAGAAGCAGCGCAAGGUGGAGGUGUAUGCGGAUGCGGAUGAGAUCCUGCAGGAGGAGAUCAAAGAGUACAAGGCCAAGCUCACCUGCCCCUGCUGCAACACCCGCAAGAAGGAUGCUGUCCUCACCAAAUGCUUCCAUGUCUUCUGCUUCGAUUGCGUCAAGACCCGCUAUGACACCCGCCAACGGAAAUGUCCCAAGUGCAACUCGGCCUUCGGAGCCCACGAUUUCCACCGCAUCUACAUCAGCUGAAUUGCUGGCCUCUGUUUUCCUAUCCAAGGGGAUUCCUUUCACAGACUGCCUGGAUCUCUUGGUUAAAGACCUGUCUUGAGCGCCUCCAAGUCGCAUUCCCAUCUGUUCUCUGGCUCUCCUUUCUGUUUAAAAUCUGUUCUGUGAGGCUUCUUUUCAGUGGAUCUGUUUCUCGGUUGUUUUUGUUUCCUCCCUUCUGUACCUUUCGUCUUCCUGGGUCUCUUCACUGGAUACCCCUCCUCUUCCCUCCCUUGGUAUCCCAAAUUAUUUUUCCUCCUGUUCUUCUUCCCUCUUCAAAUUGCCUUUGGGCUGCUUUGUUUUUUUUUUUUUCUUCUCUUCUUAAGCCAUUUUGAAAACUUCCAUGGCACAAGUUCACUGCAGGCAGCUGUCAUGCAGUUCCAAUGCUCUCUUACAAAGAGGGGCUUUUUUCUUUUAUCAGUUAUUUUAAGGAUUGCUUUCAGUGUUUUUGGAAGUAAAAGCUGGAGAUAUUUCUCUGUUCCUCAGAA